Molecule: messenger RNA, 258 nt
Organism: Spirometra erinaceieuropaei
Lineage: Eukaryota; Metazoa; Platyhelminthes; Cestoda; Diphyllobothriidea; Diphyllobothriidae
Source: the annotation of a GenBank genome assembly
AUGUUCAGCCUAUUGCUCGCUCAACGGGACAAGGCGAAGUGUUUUGACGAAGUUGAUGUGGAUGGUGGUGAUGCUGGUGGUGAUGAUGAUGAUGAUGAUGACGAUGAUGAUGAUGGUGGUGAGGAGGAGGAGGAGGAGGAGGAGGAGGAGGAGGGGGAGGAGGAGGAGGACGACGACGACGACGACGACGACUGUGAAGAAGGCUGCGCGAUUGCCGGAAUCAGCUUCUGCCUCCUCCAAACUUUCGAACUCAGUUAG